GCGUGGGGUGAUAUUUCUGGAAGGAGCUGACUCGCUGAAGUACUACUAGUACAUUGUCUUAUUUAAAAGGUUAACUUCCAGACAGAUUGAGUGCAUUUGAACUUUUUUAACGAUUCACAGAUAUCACAAAAACCGACUGAACCCUUGAAAACAUGGCCGAAAGCGACUGGGAUACGGUGACUGUGUUGAGGAAGAAGGGCCCUACUGCUGCCCAGGCCAAGUCCAAACAGGCAAUCACUGCUGCUCAGAGACGCGGGGAGGAUAUUGAGACGACUAAAAAAUGGUCUGCAGGACAGAACAAGCAGCACCUCGUGACCAAAAAUACUGCCAAACUGGACAGGGAGACAGAGGAGCUACACCACGAGAGGGUUCCUUUGGAGGUGGGCAAGGUCAUUCAGCAAGGCAGACAGGAGAAGGGAAUGACCCAGAAAGACCUCGCCACAAAAAUUAACGAGAAGCCUCAAGUGAUUGCCGACUACGAAAGCGGGAAGGCGAUACCCAGCAACCAGGUCAUGGGAAAAAUUGAGCGAGUCAUUGGGCGAAAGCUGCGUGGGAAAGAUAUUGGCCAACCCCUGGAGGCCAAACCCAAGACGAAAUGAACACAAAGCCUCGAAAUCAGCCCUCCCCAUCCCCAUAUCUGGCCCCUAACUUACCCCUGAAUCCUUUCCAAGGAUUCCUUGGAAACCUCUUCCAAGAAAUCCCUAUUCCUGUAACCCAUCUCCCAUCCCACCCAGCCAAACAUCCCACUUCUCCUCUCUCUCCAACCCUCUCCCUUACCUGGGCUGAUCUCACCUGCGUCCUGCCUGAGGACCUGGUGAUCGACUGUAUCACAGGCUGCGUACGAACCUGCAACACUUAAUGUAAAACAAACAUGAUUGAAUGCAUUUUU
This is a messenger RNA of Poecilia latipinna (sailfin molly), 889 nucleotides long. RefSeq names its product endothelial differentiation-related factor 1 (gene edf1). The record is from RefSeq and is a predicted model, not a curated record. Gene Ontology annotation, molecular function: DNA binding. The transcript has 5 exons. NCBI's taxonomy places the organism in Eukaryota, Metazoa, Chordata, Actinopteri, Cyprinodontiformes, Poeciliidae. Bases 153 to 599 code for a protein of 148 amino acids. Gene Ontology annotation, cellular component: nucleus.